Molecule: messenger RNA, 2449 nt
Organism: Poeciliopsis prolifica (blackstripe livebearer)
Lineage: Eukaryota; Metazoa; Chordata; Actinopteri; Cyprinodontiformes; Poeciliidae
Product: sialoadhesin
Exons: 8
Coding region: 380-1582 (400 amino acids)
Source: RefSeq, a predicted model, not a curated record
CUCCCCGUCCCACCUGAAAACAUUUAACCAAUUAGGCACAUUUUAAUGGUGACUGUCAGCAAAUAUCAGGUAGUUUUGACUUGGUCGAUUCAACAGGUGCGCUGCCUCACACACAAGCAGACACGCGGGCUCUGCGAGAGGAAGAAAACCUAACUUAUUUGGAUCUGGUAAUUUCUUUGUAAUGACACGAAAGCACUGACAUUAGCCAAGUUCCUGUUUGGAGACAGAGAAAAUAAAGGGGAAGUUGAAGAGGCAGGCCCACCUCGUUUUGAGACAGAGAGCAGUGAAAAACAAACGACAAAACUGAGGUUAGUGCAGGUGCACUUUAAAGGGGGGUGAGCAGAAAACCACAGCGGGAGGAGAACCGAAAAGUGAAGUCAUGGCGCAUCAUCAACAAAGCUGCUGCUUUCUCAUCAUUCUGUGCGCAAGAGGUAUUCUGGGUGGUGAUUGGUCAGUUCUUCUCCCCUCCAGUCCCAUUUGUGCUGUGGUUGGUUCUUCAGUGGUUCUCCCCUGUUCCUAUGACUACCCACUCGGCUCUGAUGAAGCCCAGACAGAUGGGCGGCUCUCCGCACAGACAGGAAGCAGUGAAAGAAACGUUAUGUCUGAGAUGUGGUGCCUGAGAGACAGUCGCUGCGUUACGGAACGCUAUGUGUUCCACAGUGCCGGCAUUUUCCAGGAGCCAUCUUAUCAGAACCGGGUGCAGUACCUGGGACAACUAGGCAGCAAGAACUGCUCUCUGAGGAUUUCUAAUCUCAAAGAGUCAGACAGUGGAACAUAUGUGUUUUACCUCAUCACCAACCAUAAGACGCAGAAGAUGCCUCCACAGACUGGCGUGCAGCUCUUAGUGUCAGGUUCUUCCACUGCAGUUGCGGUCUCUGCAGGUCCGUCCCAUGUCGUCCUGGAGGGGACAGCCUUGAACCUGGCCUGUUGCAGCCCAGCUGCCACUUCGCAAAGCCGCUUCACAUGGUUCAGUACCAAAGGUGACAGGUUGGAAGGUGUCGGACCAGUGUGGAGUACCCACAAAGUUACAUUGGGUCAAUCUGGCAGCUACUACUGCCAAAUGCAGACUGGAGACAAAACGCAACGCUCAAAUGUUCUGGAAAUCGAUGUGCAAUACCCGCCUAGAAAUGCAAUCAUCUCCACCUGGGGAGCAGAGAAGGAUCAUCCUGUGACUCUGACCUGCAGCAGUGAGGCCAACCCACUGGUCCGCACCUACGUCUGGUACCAGGGUGCAGCAUGUCUCCCAGCAGUAGACUUAAGCUUUCAUCGAGGAACAUCCACCCAGUCUACAUUAACAGGAAGAGUCUCAAAACUCACCAGUGCCAACAUCACCACAAAGGACAAUGGACAGCACUGCUGUGUGGCACGCAACAGACAUGGCUAUCAGAUAGCCAGCGUGACUCUGACCAGUUCCAGAGAGACACAUCUGUCCGACUCUUCAGCGAGUACAAUGGUGGUGAUUGGAGUAACUAUUGGCGUCCUUGUGGCUAUUGCUGCAGUAGCUGCCUGUUUGAUGACGAGAAAAAAGAAGUCCGCCAGACGACAGUCAUAUGUCCUGACUGGGACAACUGGGACAGAGUGAAAGAACCGCUUUGAUUAUGUGUGCCAACACACAUGUUGGGUAAUGCAGUAACACGAUGUUGAGGCCCAGUGGAUGCAUGAGAUGUCGGGUCAUCUUACCCUGUAAACCCCCCAUGUCCAUACGGUUACACAAUGCAACCUAUUUUGAGAUUUUUUUUAAACAAAAAGGACCAGAUUUUCCUAACCUUGGUCCCCAAAGUGCACUGCCCAGCUCGUUUUAGAAGUGUCUCAGCUUUUAAAACACCUGAUUCAGAUCAUUACCGUCCAACAACAGGCCUCUCAAUGAUAUCCCUCUACAGAGGGCUAAAAGUGCCACAAUUCCACCCAAAAAAUGAAGACGUAAAUGCAAUUGGGAGAUUUAAACAGAGCUUAAAAUAGAUAUUAUAUUGAACAAAUAUACAUAUUUUACCCAGUCCAAGUGUUAUCCCUUCUCAGUCUUUACAUGAAGUAGAUGAAGUAGGUCACUGUAAAUAAUUGUUAAAUUGUCCUUUUAAUUCUUAAAGUUUACUGACCUGGCAUUUAUCUGUAUAUUUUAAUGAAAUUAGAUUUCCACAUCUAAUCACUUAUUUUGAAAAUAAACAGUGCAGCAUAUUUAUUUACAUGGGUUGUUUUUUUACAUAUCUGUAUAUUUAGAUUUUUACAUGAAUAGAUAUUUCUUUUACAAUUUUUUCAUGUUUUGUAUUUAGGCUGUUUUGGCCCAUCAUAAAUAUCUACUUGAAGGUGCAAAUUGUCUGUGUUUGGAAUUACUGCUGGUUUAGCAUGUUGAUAUUUGAGUUCAACAUGCCAAAUAUGAACACGGCAUGUAUGCCCAAUCGUACUUGUAGAAAAUUAAUUUAAGUCUUGUUUCUAGUCUAGUAUCUCCAGUCGC